AGCGAUGACAUCAUCCCUCCUCCUCCUCCUGCUGCUGGCAGCUCAGACUGCAGCAGCUGACCCAGUGAACAACACCGGCACUAGUUUUAUUGCAGUUUUUCCUGAAAACAUCGCCUACUAUCACCCCACAAACCCACAGAACCAGAUCUGGGUCACUGCUUUAUACAACGCCACAACGGUCACCGUCAGUCCGACGUCCAGCACCAGUUCACCCCAGCUGAGCGUCAAUCAGUCCCAGAGUUUCGAUCUGGAUCAGGAGCUCAUGAGGAACCUAUCUGUGGAAGCUUUCGGGGUCUCUAACAGCGUAGUGAACAUAACCAGUGACAAACAGAUCGUGGUCCAGGCCUUCAGCAUUAAAAAGAAAAGUGUGCAGACCGCUGUGCUCGUACCCACAGAUAAACUCGGCACCAAGUACUUCAUCCCACCCGUACCUGUGAUCUCCGGGACCACCGAUGACCCGAACGUGAACGUCACUGAGAGAAGUCCGUUCAGGCUCAUCAUCAUCAACCCGACCGAUACAAACACGGUGACGGUUAAAGGAUCAGCUGCCAGCUCUGUGACUCUGCAACCGGGCCAAGUCUCCCAGAGCUGGGUGCCAAACAACCAGGUGCCCAGGUGGGUCGAAGCAGAGAAACCCAUCGCGGUCCUCUUCAGCCAUCCAUGUGCCAUGCAGACCAACUGCACCUGCGGCCUUCUGACGGCCAUGUUGCCCCCAGCCAGGAACCAAACGGUGAGGUUCCCCGUUCCCUCGGUUCUGGCUCAGAACGCCUCGGUGCUCCUGUCGGACGGAGGAUCCCGUGAAGCCAAACCCUUCAAUCCAGACUCUGACUCUGCCGUGGUGCAGUCCUCAGGCACCGCCAUUCUGUACCGACCCGGUCUACUCCUCACCCUUAUCCCAGAGACAGAGUUCGCCAGCUGCUUCUCUAUCUUCACUGUCCCGUCCAAGACAAACUUUGCUAUCAUCGUGGUCCUCAAAGACUCCACCAGCGGGAUUUACGUCGGAAACAGUCUCCUGGACGCUGCGGUGUGGCAGGACCUGAAGGGAACCGAGUACGUCUCGACCAAUUACAGCCUGACCCAAAACACCGUCAUCUGGCACAACUCCUCCAAGAUGGCCGUCUAUGUAGUGGGAUACGAGGGUUCUGAUUGGUUUGGGAACCCGGCGCCUGUCAUCAGUACCACUCCAGAUUACAGAGGCUGUCCUGUGAACGCAGAGCGUCUGACCGUCUACAACACGUCUCAAGGCUGGCGUGAGUCCCUGCAGUCCUGUCAGAACCUGAACCUGGACCUCAUCAGUCUCUCUGAAAGCCGUCUACAGAGACAUGUGUGCCUCAAGCUCCAGCAGGACAGUGAUCAGAAAGUCUGGAUCGGGAUGCGUCGCAGCUCCAAGACCGGGAACUGGUACUGGCUGAGCAGAGCCCCGGUCCGAGACACCAACUGGGGCAGCGGGGAGCCCGGCAGAGUGGACGAGGGCCAGUGUGCCGCCAUGAGCGUGAGAAGCAACUGCACCUGGAGCGACGAGGACUGCUGCUCCGCCUUCCAGUCCGUCUGCUACAAGGAAGCAGACUACCUCGUUAGAAUCAACUAAUCAAUCGACACUAACGAGUUUGAGACGUUUGGUUUGAGUUAGAAAAGAUCCUUUGAUUCAAACAUUUAAGAUUUAGAUUUUUAUUCAAAGUCAAACAUCUGUUCACAGCUAAAUAUAAUAAU
Molecule: messenger RNA, 1710 nt
Organism: Austrofundulus limnaeus
Lineage: Eukaryota; Metazoa; Chordata; Actinopteri; Cyprinodontiformes; Rivulidae
Source: RefSeq, a predicted model, not a curated record